Molecule: messenger RNA, 615 nt
Organism: Candidula unifasciata
Lineage: Eukaryota; Metazoa; Mollusca; Gastropoda; Stylommatophora; Geomitridae
Source: the annotation of a GenBank genome assembly
AUGGAACGAACAUCAUUGCUGUUGAAUUUUAUUUACCCACUAGUCAAUAAAUGCAAUCCGGAGUUGUGUGCACAUAUGCAAAAGAAUGACCUGGGGACAAUCUUUGCCCUUUCGUGGGUCAUCACCUGGUUCAGCCACGUCCUUGGUGACAUCAAGAGAAUUCUACGAGUAUUUGAUUUCUUCCUGGCCUCUCACAGAAUGAUGCCUGUCUACUUAUCGGCAGCUUUUGUGCUUUAUCGAGAACAGGAUAUUUACGCAGCUGGAGAUGAAAUGGGGUACAUCCACAAAUGUCUUUCAACGAUCCCUCCGGAUCUACCCCUGGAGUCCUUACUCCAGCGUGCUGGCGACCUCUACCUUCAGUAUCCUCCGACGGAGAUCAGCCAGGACCCCAUGCUCAUACGUAUGAACAGGCAGGUACAUGAGCACUUUAACCGCAUUGACAGUCGCAGCGCGGCCAGGCGUGCAGCUCAGCAGAGUCAGGAUAGAGGUCGCCUGUUUGUGAAAGCCACGUUAUGGACAGUGACGGCAGUUGUUGGCGUCGCUGCAGCCGUACUUUAUCACAGCUAUAUGGGCCAAAAUUGGACAUUCAGUGAUAUAUGGAGUUCGUAUACGUAG